AUGAAUACGUUCCUUGUUGCGGAGAUAUCACACUUUAUCCACUGCCACUAUCUAUCUAUCUAUCUAUCUAUCUAUCUAUCUAUCUAUCUAUCUAUCUAUCUCAGUGAUUUCAUUUCUAUCUAUCUCUCCCAUCUGUCUAUCUAUCAGUCUAUCUAUCUCUAUAUAUAUCUAUCACAGUCUAUUCAUAUCUAUCUAUCUAUCUAUCUAUCUUAUCAUUUCAUAUCUAUCUCCCCCUCUGUCUAUCUAUCAGUCUAUCUAUCUCCAUAUAUAUCUAUUGCAGUCUGUUCAUAUCUAUCUAUCUCACUUUGUUCAUAUCUAUCUAUCUAUCUAUCUAUCUAUCUAUCUAUCUAUCUCAGUCAUUUCCUUUCUAUCUAUCUCUCCCAUCUGUCUAUCAGUCUAUCUAUCUCUAUAUCUAUCUAUCGCAGUCUAUUGAUAUCUAUCUAUUUAUCUUAUCAUUUCAUAUCUAUCUCCCCCUCUGUCUAUCUAUCGGUCUAUCUAUCUCCAUAUAUUUCUAUUGCAGUCUGUUCAUAUCUAUCUAUCUAUCUAUCUAUCUAUCUAUCUAUCUAUCUCACUUUGUUCAUAUCUGUCAUUCUAUCUCUGUUCGUAUCUAUCUAUUUAUCUAUCUAUGUUCAUAUUUAUAUCUAUGUGGAUCCUUCUAUUCUUAUCUAUCUAUCUAUCUAUCUAUCUAUCUAUCUACACACAACGGGUGCAACAUAA
Molecule: messenger RNA, 717 nt
Organism: Acanthosepion pharaonis
Lineage: Eukaryota; Metazoa; Mollusca; Cephalopoda; Sepiida; Sepiidae
Source: the annotation of a GenBank genome assembly